Teleopsis dalmanni is the source of this 1061-nucleotide messenger RNA. RefSeq names its product MORN repeat-containing protein 5-like. The coding region runs from base 65 to 970 and encodes 301 amino acids. The transcript has a single exon. Lineage: Eukaryota; Metazoa; Arthropoda; Insecta; Diptera; Diopsidae. The record is from RefSeq and is a predicted model, not a curated record.
UUUAUUUUUAUUUUUUUUUUUUUUGCAAUUGUUUUAUUAUUUUUUACCUUUUUAAACUUGAAAAAUGAAUUUACCUCAGAAUAUGAGUUUCUUUUCUGAUCAAAAUAAGAAUGCUGAAAAAUUUGUAACCGGAAGUAGUUAUGCUGGUGAAUAUAAGAGUAGACUUAUGCAUGGUUUUGGCCGUUAUACAUAUCCAGAUGGUACCACAUAUACAGGUUUUUUUGAUGAAGGAAAAUUAAAUGGAUUUGGAUGUCUUCAACUACCAGCGCCAUACAAAUUAGAUUUUAAAGUUCAUUAUUCGAAAGGUCGAUUGCAAAAAGUUGAAGAAUUAUUGUUCGACGAUGGUCUUGAGUUUGUUGGUGAAUUUAAGGAAAAUAAAAUUAAAGUUGAUAAAUGGAAAUAUUUAACUGAGGGCAAUAGAUGUUUUGCUAAUGAAGUGAUAGAUCGGAAUGAUAUUAUACGUUCCUCUGACGAUUUUUUUAAAAGAUACACUAAUCGCGAGAUUUUCAUGCAUGAAUAUUUUGAUAUAGGGGAAGGUAUGUAUUUUCCUGAUACAGGUUUUGUACGUGAUAGGCGGGAUCCGCUACCAGGAUCGCGUUAUAUUAGUUGCAAAGAAGAGCAGGAUUUUAUAAAGAAAAGUUGCUAUAAAAUAUCAGGAGACUUAUCGAUUCCCAAUAAGGAUAUUUGCUCUCAAAUACUUGAAUUAAACAGGAGAGAACUGAAUAAAUCUGAUAAACACUCAUAUGCCUGCGACACAUAUUUAGAGAAAGCAAAGAAAGAUGAUCAAGAAUCAUCAAAAGUUGGAGAAAAUGUUAUUGACUCGAUUACAAGCUUAACUGAUUUAUCUAGUUUUUCUUUUGCAACGGCUGCUAAAAUUAAACCGCAUUUGAAGAAAUCAAAAAUGAAGAAAACGAGAAAAAUAAAUUUCAUCAAUGCAAACAGUAGUUAUACCAAUGAUUAUUCAAAUUAAUCAAAACCAUUUUGAAGUAAAUUCAAUGUGAAACUUGAAAUAAAACGCAGUAUGAGUCAGUUUUUUUUUAUAUAAACUGUGUGUCUUUAUU